AUGGUGCCAGGAGCCAUCUCCGGGAGCCGGGGUGGCGGUGGCAUCCUAGGGCUGGAGGCUCAUCCCAACGGCAAUCAGGGCGAAUCGGGGCCCGUCCAGGUCCUGCUGCAGCCCCAUUUCAUAAAGGCUGACUCCCUACUGCUGACGGCCGUCAAGACGGAUGCCGGCAGCGCCAAGACCUCCAGCAUCGCCUCCCUGGCCACCAGUGCCAGCGGCUCUGCCACCCCGCUGCAGGUGCCAGCGCUGGUGAGCGGAGGGACCAUCCUGGCCACGGUGCCACUGGUGGUGGACGCCGAGAAGCUGCCCAUCAACCGGCUGGCGCCCAGCGGGAAGCCGGCCCUGGUGCAGAGCAGGGGGGAGAAGCGCACGGCGCACAACGCCAUCGAGAAACGCUACCGCUCCUCCAUCAACGACAAGAUCGUGGAGCUCAAGGACCUGGUGGUGGGCACCGAGGCCAAGCUCAACAAGUCGGCAAUCCUGAGGAAGGCGAUCGAGUACAUCCGCUUCCUGCAGCAGAGCAACCAGAAGCUGAAGCAGGAGAACCUCACCCUGAAGAUGGCCGUGCAGAAGAACCAGUCCCUGAAGGACCUGGUGGCUUCCUGCAGCAGGGGGGCGAAGGCGGAGGCCCCCAUGGAGGUGGUAAAGGCGGAGGUGAUGGAGAUGCUGACGCCGCCGCCCUCGGACGUGGGCUCACCGUCCCACAGCAGCCCGCUCUCGCUCAGCGGGGGCAGCAGCAACAGCAGCAGCGACUCGGAGCCCGACAGCCCCCUCUGCGACCACAGCAAGGUGAAGCAGGAGCGCCCGCCACCCUCGCCCAGCAGCCAGGGCAUGCUGGACCGCUCCCGCAUGGCCCUCUGCGCCUUCGUCUUCCUCUGCCUCUCCUUCAACCCCCUGGCCUCCCUCCUCCGGGGUGCCGGUGCCCCAGCCCCUGUGGGGAGCCCGGGCACCGCUGGCCCCGGCAGGAGCAUCAUGGCUGAGUCUGGCACCAUGGAGGAGCCGUGGGGGUGGUCGCAGUGGCUGUGGCCCACGCUGGCCUUCUGGGCGCUGAACGCGGCGCUGGUGCUGGGGGCGGUGGUGCAGCUCUUCGUCUGCGGGGAGCCCGUCACCCGCCCCCACUCGGAGCCCUCCGUCCUCUUCUGGCGGCACCGCCGGCAGGCCGACCUCGACCUCGACCGGCCCGCUUGGGGGACGGGACGUGGGGACCUCUAG
Molecule: messenger RNA, 1209 nt
Organism: Aptenodytes forsteri (emperor penguin)
Lineage: Eukaryota; Metazoa; Chordata; Aves; Sphenisciformes; Spheniscidae
Gene: SREBF1
Product: sterol regulatory element binding transcription factor 1
Exons: 8
Coding region: 1-1209 (402 amino acids)
Biological process (GO): regulation of transcription by RNA polymerase II
Cellular component (GO): nucleus
Molecular function (GO): protein dimerization activity; RNA polymerase II cis-regulatory region sequence-specific DNA binding; DNA-binding transcription factor activity, RNA polymerase II-specific
Source: RefSeq, a predicted model, not a curated record